Lycium ferocissimum is the source of this 1257-nucleotide messenger RNA. RefSeq lists its product as uncharacterized. The transcript has 3 exons. Lineage: Eukaryota; Viridiplantae; Streptophyta; Magnoliopsida; Solanales; Solanaceae. Bases 1 to 1257 code for a protein of 418 amino acids. The record is from RefSeq and is a predicted model, not a curated record. Gene Ontology annotation, molecular function: RNA-DNA hybrid ribonuclease activity; nucleic acid binding.
AUGGAGAAGCAUUUUGCAAGAUUCUUUUGGGGGUCAAGCAAUGAUAAAAGAAGAUACCACUGGAGUUCUUGGGAGAACUUGUGUUUUCCUAAAGAGGAAGGUGGAGUGGGCAUCAGAAAUAUGACUGACAUUUGUAAAUCUCUGGAUAUCAAGAAAUGGUGGAGAUUUAGGUGUCAAGACUCUUUGUGGGCUAGAUUCACAAAGGCUAAGUACUGCAUAAGAGCACAUCCUGUAGCUAAAGUCUGGGUGUCUGGGAAUUCUCACAUUUGGAAAACUCUGACUAAAAUUAGAAGUGAUGCUGAGCCACACAUGAUCUGGAAAAUUCAAAAUGGUCAUAUCAGCUUUUGGUGGGACAACUGGACUGGUUAUGGAGCUAUUGCUACUUACUGCCCGGAUUAUGUACACUCUAGUAGAACAAGAGUAAGAAACUUCAUUAUUGAUAAUGAAUGGGACUUGCAAAGCUUGGGAGACAUAGUUCCUGGUUGGCUGCUACAUCACAUUGCCAGUAUCAAGAUUGGAUCACAACACAAAAAAGACUACUUAAUGUGGAAGCUUGCUGCAGAUGGAGUUUUUUCCAACAAAGAAGCCUGGAAUGGGAUAAGAACUCAUAGACAAAAGGACCUGUUUGUGGACAUGCCAGUUGACUGCUUAUGCUGUUCAAAUGCUCAACCAGAGACUAUCCAACAUUUUUUCAUCGAAAGUGAGCCUGCUCUAUUUCUAUAUGGAGAUCAGAAAAAAUUCUACAUUAGGAGAAUGCAACAAGAAGUGAUUUGGUAUCUCAAAGCAGCAAUGGACAAAGCAUUCCCAAAGUUCAAAAUGGAGUUGCCUUGGCAUCAACUGUGUGAAGUAGUGGAGAAGCUUAAACCAAGAGCAAAUAUUACACAAGUAACAUGGAGCAUGCCACCAACUGGGAAAAUAAAAGUUAACACUGAUGGGAGCUACAACAAUCAUGGCAACAGAGCUGGAAUCGGGGGAAUAGCUAGAGAUGAGACUGGAAGCAUGAUUUUUGCCUUUGCAAUCCCAGUUCAAGGUACUAGUCAUAACAUGAUAGAAGCUAUGGCAAUCAGAUAUGCUGCUCAAUGGAUCAAAAACAAUGGAUACAGACAAAGCUAUAUAGAGUCUGAUUCAUUGAUGAUUGUGGAAAUGUUAACAAACAGGACCUCUAACAAUCUUACUAUAAAGGAUAUCAUUGAGGAAACUAUGGAUAUAGGGGAUCAAAUGGAGAUUACUUUCAAACAUUGCUACGAGAGAGGGUAA